AUGGCGGUGCCGUCUGUAACUUCAGCGUCUAAGGACCCUGAUUGCUGCGCCCUCCUCUGCCAGCUGCGGGACUACGUCUACGCCUGCUGCCACCAGUUGGCGUUCUUAAAAUUGCAGUGUUCUCGGGAGCAGUCACAGGGUGGUUGGCAGGAUUGUCAUUAUGGCAGGAAUGUAUCAUCCCCCAACUCCCCUAUCCAGGCCUUCCUGACUGACGCCUCCACAUCCAAGUUCGAGACACAUCCCUUCGACCCGCGCAACAUCUGCCGCAAGAGCCGUGUCAACAUGGGAUUCACAAAGGAGGAUUUGCCUGCAACUCACGAAACUGGCAAGCAUAUUUCCACCAUCCUCUCUCCCACCUGCGGCGGGGAGGAUCCCCUGCUGACUUUGUCCUCCUACCUCAACUGCCUCACCAGGCGGACGCCGCGCACCACCGGGGAGCUUGUCUCAUUCUUCCACAAUUUCGGGAAUUCACUGCACAAGCCUCCAUCAGAGUUGUCUCCACUGGGCUCCGCCCUCUCCAAACGACAUGACGACUGCCCUGACUGGGAUUGUCUCAAGGACGCCGACCUCCAAGUCAUCAAGUACGUCCGGGGCUCCGACACUCUCAACUCCAACCACGACAAGGACCAUCCCAACACCCUGUCCACGCUGCUUGGCUGCAACAUCACCAAUGCCAACUGCACACAACUCAUGAAGCCCAUCACCUACCGGGCCUACGCCCUGUACUCUUCCAGCUUCGUCCACGACUACCUCAGCUGGACGGUGUAUCUACCAGACAGACUGUGGGAGUCACUGCUCAAGUUGCACUGCGAUCUCGAGAAGCUUCAAUGUCACGACUCCAAGGCCAAGCCUCUCCACCAGUGUGACAAGGCCCUGCCGCUCCUCUACAAGCACGGCAUCACCCCGCCGGACGGGACACUACAAUCACGAAUCUCCUGUUCCAAGGUCAUCACCAAGCUUGAGGCAGUGGUUGCAGGUGGGCCUAUCGCAAGGCUUAUGACCGCCAUGGACACAUUCCUCUACGGCAUCCGUGCCCCCUUCCUCUUCACCCUCGUCGCACUCUGGCUCACCGCCACGCUCUACAUCGCCCACUCACUCCUCUACCGCCUGGACGUUCUGCACAUCCGCUCGCACCUCCUCACCACCAGGGCCUCACACCUCAUCGACGUCAAGGCGCUGCUCGCCGGCAGCCGCAAGAUGCUCUCGCUCUACAAGGACGUCGACUACUUCGACGAUGACUUUCACUCAUGA
Messenger RNA from Babesia ovata, 1251 nucleotides. RefSeq names its product Ribosome-binding protein 1. Bases 1 to 1251 code for a protein of 416 amino acids. The record is from RefSeq and is a predicted model, not a curated record. NCBI's taxonomy places the organism in Eukaryota, Apicomplexa, Aconoidasida, Piroplasmida, Babesiidae. The transcript has a single exon.